This is a messenger RNA of Columba livia (rock pigeon), 777 nucleotides long. Its product is annotated as olfactory receptor 14I1-like. NCBI's taxonomy places the organism in Eukaryota, Metazoa, Chordata, Aves, Columbiformes, Columbidae. Bases 1 to 777 code for a protein of 258 amino acids. Gene Ontology annotation, molecular function: olfactory receptor activity; odorant binding; G protein-coupled receptor activity. The record is from RefSeq and is a predicted model, not a curated record. The transcript has a single exon. Gene Ontology annotation, biological process: G protein-coupled receptor signaling pathway. Gene Ontology annotation, cellular component: membrane.
AUGUCCAACAGCAGCUCCAUCACCCAGUUCCUCCUCUUGCCAUUUGCAGACACACGGGAGCUGCAGCUCUUGCACUUCUGGCUCUUCCUGGGCAUCUACCUGGCUGCCCUCCUGGGCAACGGCCUCAUCAUCACCACCAUAGCCUGUGACCAGCACCUCCACACCCCCAUGUACUUCUUCCUCCUCAACCUCUCCCUCCUUGACCUGGGCUGUAUCUCCACCGUUGUCCCCGAAUCCAUGGCCAAUUCCCUCUGGGACACCAGGGCCAUUUCCUACGCAGGGUGUGUGUCGCAGAUCUUUUUUUUCCCCUACUUCAUCACAGCAGAGUAUUGUCUUCUCACAGUCAUGGCCUAUGACCGCUACGUUGCCAUCUGCAAACCCCUGCACUACGGGACACUCCUGGGCAGCAGAGGUUGUGUGCACAUGGCAGCAGCUGCCUGGGCCAGUGGCUUUCUCAACACUUUUCUACACACGGUCAACACAUUUUCACUGCCACUCUGCAAGGGCAAUGCUGUGGACCAGUUCUUCUGCGAAAUUCCUCAUAUCCUCAAGCUCUCCUGCUCACACUUUUACCUCAGGGAAGUCUGGGUUAUUCUGGUUAGCCUCUUAUUAAUAUUUGGAUGUUUUGUUUUCAUUGUGGUGUCCUAUGUGCAGAUCUUCAGGGCUGUGCUGAGGAUUCCCUCUGAGCAGGCACAGCACAAAGCCUUUUCCACGUGCCUCCCUCACCUUGCUGUGGUUUUCUUGCUCACCAGUACUGGCACAUUUGCCCACCUGUAG